AGAUCUCCCCACGAUUGUCCCCCGUGUCCCCUGGUGCUGCCUCCACCCCCCCCCCCGGGGGUGGCAGCAGCCCCCACAGCCCCUCCCCGGCACAGGGGGAUGCCGGCGGGCGGGGGGCUGCUCUGCGGGGCCAGCGGCCUGGCCCUGCUCCUGGCCGCCACCACCCACUUCUGGCUGCAGCGCCGGGCGCCCGGUGGCACCGCCAGCCUCGGGCUGUGGCGAACCUGCCUCGGGGGGCACUGCCGCCCCCACCCCGGCACCCCGGCCUUAUGGGAGGCCACACGGGUGCUGAUGCUGCUCUCGGUGCUCACUGCCACCACCGGCCUCGCUCUGGAGCUCUCCAUCGUGGCCAGUGCUGCCCGGCGGGCGCGUGCCCGCGUGGCCGGUGUCACCCUGCUCCUGGCUGGUCUGCUGGCACUGCUGGGGCUGGGAGUGUACACGGCUGGCACGCUGAGCCUCCUGGGGCCAGCCCGCACCGCCUGGCGCUUCUCCUGGUCCUACAUCCUGGGCUGGGUCGCUGUCGUCCUCAUCGGCUCAGCAGGUAGCAGCACCCGCAGGGCCUGGUCACUGCUGUGCUGAGCUGUGCCCGGUCUCUGCAGGGCUGAGCUGGGGCCGGCCACAUGCCGAGAG
Molecule: messenger RNA, 630 nt
Organism: Harpia harpyja (harpy eagle)
Lineage: Eukaryota; Metazoa; Chordata; Aves; Accipitriformes; Accipitridae
Product: lens fiber membrane intrinsic protein-like
Cellular component (GO): plasma membrane
Source: RefSeq, a predicted model, not a curated record